GUGCUCAGGCAUAAGGGGGCAUUCUUCUCCUGCCUCUCAGGGAAGAGAAGGAGCUAUGGAUGCGCAGAGGCCUCGAGCACAGGCUGGACCCCGAGGGCCCCAUGGAAGAGAUAAUGAUGAUGAUAAGGACGACGCAGAUAACCUGAAUUUCCGGAAGAAUUUGCCUUCAUCAAGUCAGAAGACACCUACAAAAAAGGUUUUUGAGAAUAAAGUUAAUUCAGAGAAGGUGAAAUCCUCUCAUAUGACAUUCUCAAGUAAAAAUUACGAGUUUCUUUUUCAAGAGCCUUCAGAAAGUGAGAGUGAUGAGACUAUGUGGAAUGUCAGUGACUUUCCGCACAACGACAGGUGGAACAGUGUGGACACAGAGCCUGCAGGGCCAUCAAAGACUGUCUCCCCGGGGCUUCCUGACAUUGAAACUGUCUCUGAGAAGGAGCUGUCUCAGUUGUCUCAGAUUCAACCAUUAAUAUUCAACUAUUCUUCACAAUCUGCCAUGAAGGAUUGUUUGAAAACGCUCCAGAAAAAAGAAGAAUAUGAUAUCAUCCGUGAGUUUUUGGAGUUAGAAGAAAUGCCUCUGCUUGAUGACAUCAACUCUGGGAAUGAACUACUCAACAAAGACAAAAACAGAUACCGAGAUAUUCUUCCAUAUGAUUCAACACGUGUUCCUCUUGGAAAAAACAAGAACUACAUCAAUGCUAGUUAUAUUAGAAUAGUAAAUUAUGAAGAAGAAUAUUUUUAUAUUGCUACUCAAGGACCACUGCCAGAAACUAUAGAAGACUUUUGGCAAAUGGUUAUAGAAAAUAAUUGUAAUGUUAUUGCUAUGAUAACCAGAGAGAUAGAAGGUGGAGUUAUCAAGUGUCACAGUUACUGGCCCAUUUCUCUAAAGGAGCCAUUGGAAUUGAAACACUUCCGCAUCCUUCUGGAGAACUGCCAGAUAACUCAAUAUUUCAUCAUUCGAGUAUUUCAAAUUGUGAAGAAGUCCACAGGAAUGAGUCACUGUGUAAAACACUUGCAGUUCACCAAAUGGCCAGACCAUGGCACUCCUGCCUCAGCAGAUUUUUUCAUAAAGUAUGUCCGGUAUGUGAGGAAGAGUCACCUUACAGGACCCCUGGUUGUUCACUGCAGUGCUGGCGUAGGCCGAACGGGGGUGUUCAUAUGUGUGGAUGUCGUGUUCUGUGCCAUCGAGAAGAACUACUCAUUCAACAUUAUGAACAUAGUGACCCAGAUGCGAAGACAGCGUUAUGGCAUGAUCCAAACAAAGGAGCAGUAUCAAUUUUGUUAUGAAAUUGUGCUUGAAGUUCUUCAGACUCUUCUGGCUUUGAGUUAAGAAAGACUCUGCGCCUCUCACUUGAGAUUACAAGAAGCUCUGCUGAAGGGUUUGCUGCCCAUGCAAUUUGCCUUUGAUUUU
This is a messenger RNA of Phodopus roborovskii (desert hamster), 1405 nucleotides long. It is a transcript of the gene Ptpn20, whose product is annotated as protein tyrosine phosphatase non-receptor type 20. NCBI's taxonomy places the organism in Eukaryota, Metazoa, Chordata, Mammalia, Rodentia, Cricetidae. Gene Ontology annotation, biological process: protein dephosphorylation. The coding region runs from base 56 to 1324 and encodes 422 amino acids. Gene Ontology annotation, molecular function: protein tyrosine phosphatase activity. The transcript has 10 exons. The record is from RefSeq and is a predicted model, not a curated record.